CAGCCCCAGGCCCCUCCCGCUCAAAGCCCCCGAGUUGGGACAAAGGCCGGAGCCCUAGCAACGCGGGAGGAGCUGGACCCGCGGGUUGCUACUGCGUCACUUCCGGGAUCUGCGGCGGGAACCACUUCCGGGGGAGCGGCCCGGCGGCGCGGGAGAAGUUGGCUCUGGAAAGUGGUGAAUCAGAGGAGACCACAGGCAGCUGGUGGCCGAGGCCAUGGCCUCCGACCUGGACUUCUCACCUCCCGAGGUGCCUGAGCCCACUUUCCUAGAGAACCUGCUGCGGUACGGACUCUUCCUGGGGGCCAUCUUCCAGCUCAUCUGUGUGCUGGCCAUCAUUGUACCUGUUCCCAAGUCCCAUGAGGUGGAGGCAGAGCCCUCUGAGCCCAGAAGUGCGGAGGUGACGAGGAAGCCUAAGACUGCUGCUCUUUCCGCCAGCAAGAGGCCCAAGAAGGAGGCAAAGAAGAAGCGGUAGAAGAGGAGGCCUGUAGAGCCAGGCGGGCGAGGCAGGGGCCUCGGCGGGGAGCCCUCCUGGGACUCAACGUCCUGUUCCCUCCGACGUCCCAGGAUCAGGGCUGAGGUGGCUGGGCCACUCUCUGACCACAGAGAUCUGGACAAUCAUGACAGUCCCCAGGCCCCAGCUGGGCAGCCUACCACUUCCCCUUCCUUCUGCUUCCGAGACAGUUUAGAGCCACAGGGACUAAACCCUGUGUGCAGAGGCUGUGCAAGAAGUCUGUCUGUCCAGAAGUUGGGUCAGCUCCGAGUGACAUUUCCAUACUUAAUCAUUGUGUCCAACCUUCAGACCCACACCUUGUGGAUUUACAUUGCAUUUUAGAGUCGUGAUCUCAUGCUGACACACACUGCCCCUCCCAUCACUUGUGCACCACAGAUCUGCUAAUCAGUCACCUUUGUCUCUGCCAUACAGAUGGGGUCAGGCCAGGCCUUCCCUGUUUGUUUAGGUCAGGACGCCAUGGCUACUGCGAUAUCAGUGGUCUCACAAGCAUGACAGCCAGGUCUGAGGAUGCCUGGUGGCAGAGCCAGCAGGCAGGCUGGCCGGCCAGGGUUUGCCUGGUUCUCCUCUGGCAGACAGAAGGGAUUUGGCUACACGAGUGCAUGUUCUUGGGCUCAAACUUUCUUAGCCUCUGAAAUGGGGGGCUUGUCAGUCUCAGAACAACCUCUUUUCAGCCCAUCAUGGCGUAUUCAGUGUGUGCCUUUUGGCUUCAUCUGUACACGUCCCCUUUCCCCUCAAUUCUUUUAACACCAUAACAGUGAGGAAAAGUCAUCUGGGCAAGUAAAUGUCAAUAAACUGCCUCACAUGCUGAA
Canis lupus familiaris (dog) is the source of this 1320-nucleotide messenger RNA. RefSeq names its product mannosidase beta like (gene MANBAL). The transcript is spliced from 3 exons. Gene Ontology annotation, cellular component: membrane. Lineage: Eukaryota; Metazoa; Chordata; Mammalia; Carnivora; Canidae. The coding region runs from base 215 to 472 and encodes 85 amino acids. The record is from RefSeq and is a predicted model, not a curated record.